This is a messenger RNA of Paramormyrops kingsleyae, 4895 nucleotides long. RefSeq lists its product as uncharacterized. Gene Ontology annotation, cellular component: nucleus. The record is from RefSeq and is a predicted model, not a curated record. Lineage: Eukaryota; Metazoa; Chordata; Actinopteri; Osteoglossiformes; Mormyridae. Gene Ontology annotation, molecular function: DNA binding; DNA-binding transcription factor activity. Gene Ontology annotation, biological process: circadian rhythm; regulation of DNA-templated transcription.
UCCGCGAGCGAGCGAGCGAGCGAGAGAGAGCGAAACAAAACGUGACUAGGCACCUAAAGCGUCCUGUUAUGCAACUACUGACCUACUAACAUACAUUUUCAGACAGAAAUCAAGAGAGGGAGAAUUGGAGCACGUCACCAACAUAACAUGAUUAUCCAAAGCAAAACAGAAGACACGGAAUCCGUAGCGGCACCGAAACGCGAAUCAUAUCGCUUGUACUAGCAGCUACGAGCGCACCGUACAUUUCAAUUCAAACUGGAGAGAGAGGGAGCGCAAAGAAUAACUGAGCAGUGGCGCGGUGCUACACACUGUGGAUUUUUAAUACUGCACAAAGUCGCCGGUUGCCACAGGAGAUCGGAGGGGGAGAUGGUGUCCUCCUGAGAGUGACAAGCGGCAGCAGACGGAGUGACCUACGUCCCGCGGGCAGCCCGUUACACGGCGAAGCGAGGGUGAGAUCGGAGGUCAGAGCGAAUCCCUGUCCUCGGACCACAGGAUCUUCCUUGCUGUGGCUCAAGCCGCCCAGGCCCCGAGAAGACGGUGGUGUGCCACUUCCUCUCAGCAGGACCGAGGCUUUGCCUCUCGCUGUCCAGGAUCCCAGACGCUUGUUAAAUGCAGGAGGAGCUUUGCGAGGCUCUCCAGCUCUUCCUUGUAUUUUUGGCUGAUUUGGACACUUGAAUUUGGAACUGAGAGUAACUUUCUUAAUAAGAACCACCUGACAUCAGCAAAAUCAAUGAGGUUCAUCCCAAGAAGACCCCCAACACAUCGAGAAGUCUUAUCUGAUCCUACCACUUAGAAUAUCCCAAAAACAAAGAACUAGUAGGAGCAGAAGGUGUAGAGUUAAAGUGUCAUGGAGAGUCUCUCCUCCCAAGUCCCAGCAUCAGGUUCUGGCUCCGGUCACAGUAGUGGCCUGGAGGGAUUGGACAUGUACUCUAGUUACAGUGAGAGCCUCCCAUCACCACCGGGCAAUGUGCCGCGCCAAGGCCGCCUGCUUAAGCCCAAGCCCAAUGGUAGCUGCCGGCGCAAGCGCGAGUUCAUCUCUGACGAGAAGAAGGAUGCCUCAUACUGGGAGAAGCGCCGCAAGAACAACGAGGCGGCCAAGCGGUCGCGGGAGAAGCGGCGGCUCAACGACAUGGUGCUGGAGAACCGCGUCAUGGCGCUGAAUGAUGAGAACUUACGGCUGAAGACGGAGCUUCUGCAGCUGAAACUGCGCUUCGGCCUCAUCAGCACAUCCUCCUACAUGGAGAAGAGCCAGCAGAUAGCCAGCGGGGGCGGUCUGGCUGGAGCUGGAGGUGGUGCUGCUUCCGGACAUUACUUCUCCAGUGCCUACUCCAGCAGUUCUCAGGUUCUGAUGAACUCGGACUCCUCUGAGGCCGAACAAUCCGGCCUGGGGGAGGGCCACACCCUCCUGGCUAAGUACUCCCCGCGUGGCUCGCUGUCCGACAUGUCGGACGGCUCAUCCCGCGACAGCCCAGAGCCUGUGGGGUGCGAGAUCAAGCGUGAGAAUGCGGCCAUGGACAUCGGCGGGCUGGAGGUGGACAUAGCAGGCAGCCCUGGAGGCAGUGCUGCCCACAUUUUGUUCGGCAUCCACUCCAGCCGACUCCCCGCUCAUCACCAGCACACCCACUCGCACCAUCACCAUGGCGAACCCGUGGCCAGCCCCCCUGCUGCUCCACCGGUCCCCCAGAGGAGCGUCAUCCUCUAUCGCUCUAGCAACACCCCCUACUGCACGGAGAAGAGGUCACCAUCUGCACCGCCACCUCCUCCACCAGCACCUCACCAACAGACCUUCUCUGCAACCCACUCGGCCCAGACUCAUAUGGACCCCCCUGGUGCUAAGAACCCAGAAACCCUGGUGGAAGGGUCAGAGCAGCUGGAGAACACGACUCUGGAGUCCCUGUCAUACGAAUUCUCUGAGAGGACAGAGGGACAUGCUUACAGACACACCCGUCCUCUUCAAGAACAGGACGGUGCCACCCUCAUCCCCGACCUACACCCGAGCCGUGAAGAGACACAAGCGCACUUGUACCACCAGCACUCCUACAAUGGCCCUCACGAUGAGGACCCUCCAGUUCUGACAUAUGAAGGAGGCUCCAGGCCCGAGGCAUACUUCCAGGAGUGUCCAGCUUCAACAAAGGACACCUCUUCCAGUGAUGGGGACCCCCGUAGCUCAGACAAAGACACUUCUACUGAUGACGAGAGUCCCUCCUCCUCCUGCUCGGAGGCGGCCAGUUAUCGGCAGCGGCCGCCUGCCGAGUCGCAGGCGACGUCGUUCCUGCCGCCGGGCACUGUGCCAUCAAACCAAAGCCCGGAAGCCCAGGCGGAGGUCAGAGGCACCGCCCUGCCUCACAAGCUGCGGCUCAAGCUUCGGGCAAUGAGCGGCAGUGGCUCGCAGUGCGACGGAGCGUCCGCCCCUCCGCUGCCUCAGCACCCCUACCUGGCCCUUGCCCCGAGCAGCCACCAGGCAACUGGCAAGCAUGCUGAGAGCUGGACGCCCGUGGCAUCACACAAGCAGACGUCCUCUUUCCUGGAAACCGAGGAAGGCUGGAAGGACUGCGGCAAAAAGGAGACGGCCGGGCGGCCCUGCCGCAACAAGAGGCGAGACUGAGGAACGUGGAGGGGUCACUCGGACUGCAGAAUCUCAAGGUUUACUGUGAGAGGCGCGACUGACGCGACUCAAAAUAAAGUUGCUGACUACAACUGGUUCUGUUUUCUGGAGUACCCUUGACAGCCCCCCUUCCCCCAAAGUAUCCUCCACCAGCAUACCUGUAUCCCAGUGGGUCAGCGACCCACUCUACUCUAAAGAGGAUGAAGGAAGGAAGCCAAAUGUACUACGUUAACUGGGGCUGAACUUCUAGCUGCACUGACUCAUAUCCUGUAAGGACUAAUUUGGCCUUUCUCUCCCUGUAGAACACAAGCACUUAAAAGAGAUGGCAGCGGGUGGGGAAUCUACUUUAGCAGUUGUGUCAGGAUGACGGUCAAAAAAAAUAUUGUCAAAAAUUAUUAAAAUGCCAUUUUUAAGUUAAAAAUGUUGUUUAGAAUGAUUCUGUAAAGAAUCCAGAAGUUUUUGUGAAGUAUCAGUGCCCUGUUUAUGGUAGUUUUGACAUGGAUACAAUGUGUUGGCCACCACAAAAACCAAAUGCAAUGCAUUCUGGGAACACUACCUUGACCAAAGAAGCAACACCGUGACCGAGAGAUCUGUCUCGCUCCACCAUCUCUGAACCUCUUUCACUCCUCUUUAUUUUUCUCUUAUUUUUCAAGCACUUGGUAUGUACAUUACUGUGAUAUAAAAUAUGCAUAUUAAAUGAAUAUAUAUUUUAAGAAGAAAACAAAAAAAUACUCCAAAAAAAAAAAAAAUAGAAUGGACCGACAGUAAUGGGGAGAGGGGAAUUUGAGCAGUCUAGUCAUUAAAAUGAUUGUACAGUCCUAUUUUGUCUGCAAAACCCAUCAAUGAUUGAUGUUUAUUUAUUGUAUUUUGUAGUUCUUAAGUUUCUUUUAAAAAAAAAAAAAAAAAAAGUAGAUCACCGUGUUGUGUUUCCCCCUUUCCAUCAUCCCAUGGGGCUGUUGGCACACACUAACACUCAGCAAGGCUUGCCCUGGUGGAAAGCGGGCUCUGUGCUGUCCUCAAUUGUGCCAUGAUCUGGGAGAGGAAACGCAGAAGGAGCCCAAUGCAGGGCAAGUCUGGCUGAAUGUUAUAGAGUAAGAGGCGGUAAAUAAAUAAACAAACACGAAAGAAUGAGGUGCCAUGUGAAAAGGCUCCCCACAAACCGUUAUGGGAACAUGUAACCGGGCCAAACUGAUCCCAGCUCAGUCUUGGGCCUCUGUCUUUAUUCCCCUGAUCAGUGUUUCCCAAUCCGGCCCUUGGGGACCCAUGGAUAGUCCAUGUUCCUGCUUCCUCCCAGCUCCCUGCCAGACAGUUCACAUUUUUGCUGGCAAGAAAGGAGGGUGCAAAAAUGUGGACCGUCCAGGGGUCUCUGAGGACCGGUUUGAGAAACAUCGCUCUAUAUAUUUACUGUGUAUCUAACCCCCCCACCCCCAGUUACCCUGAAUAAGGAGGAAAUGCUUUGGUAAAUCUAGGCUACGGAAGCAGAUUUGCAUUGUGCCGUCAUGCAAAGAAAUUGGAGUGUGUCAAAAUAGCAAAAUCUGUGAGGGGGGGGGGGGUGUUGAAAUGCAUUCCCCAAAUGGGCUGCCCUAGACCUCUAGAAUGAGCAGAAAGUUAAGCUAAAUCUCCUUACCAGCACCAAGCUACACCCUGACCCCCACCCUCCAGAAUCGCAUCCCGGCGUUGUGGGACACACCCUCUGCUACCCAGCACAGCACCUCUGCUCACUCCCACUGACAAAUCCUAAUGACACUAGGAGUGGACAAUAACUGAAUUAAGGCCUCUUCUCUAAGGGUUACUUCCCCUUUCUCCACCGUGCUCGCCAGCGCCCCCUUCCUGUACAGCUUUCCUAUUGUACAAUGUGAGGCAAACACUGUAUUGUAUGGUUUGUAUCUGUGUAAAGCUGCUUCGCUUCUUGAGGUGCCUGGAAUUCAGGCUGUUGUGUAUAAAUGUAAAGAUCUCCCGUUGACAAUGUUGUAAUGCUUAUUUUAUUAUUAUUUUUUUUGUUACUUUAAAUUUAUUCUUUUUUUUGUAAGUGUUUUUAUCCUACGGUGUCUGCCCUCCUGUCGACUGUGAUGAAGUGUAACUUACCUUUUGACUCUGUAUUUGACGGCCAUGUGUGUGUGCGCUUGCUGAAGGUUUUGAGAAAAAGAAAGGAAAAAAAAAAAGAGAACAGGAGGGUUGUGUGAUGUUUACACCCCAUUAAAUUGUAAACAGGGGCCUAACAGUCCUUGUGACAAACGGGUGCAUUUCAAACACAAAAAAAAAAGAAAAUAAAAACAAGACAGUUGCUGAA